This is a messenger RNA of Sorghum bicolor (sorghum), 1257 nucleotides long. RefSeq names its product chlorophyll a-b binding protein CP24 10B, chloroplastic. The coding region runs from base 65 to 832 and encodes 255 amino acids. Lineage: Eukaryota; Viridiplantae; Streptophyta; Magnoliopsida; Poales; Poaceae. The record is from RefSeq and is a predicted model, not a curated record. Gene Ontology annotation, biological process: response to light stimulus; photosynthesis, light harvesting in photosystem I. The transcript is spliced from 2 exons. Gene Ontology annotation, cellular component: membrane.
CUGCUGCUCCCUCCAACGGACUGAUCAGUGACCGCUAAAGCUAACCACACCAAACCCCCCGGCCAUGGCGCUCGCGUCCACCUCCGCCACCGCGCCCGCUGCCGUGCUCAAGACCCCGUCGUUCCUCGGUGCCAGGCGCGCGCUCGCCAAUGCCGCCGCCGCUGCCAAGCCCGCGCCGCGCCGCUCGCUCGUCGUCGUCGCCGCGGUCGCCCCCAAGAAGUCGUGGAUCCCCGCCUUCAAGAGCGACGCCGAGUUCAUCAACCCGCCAUGGCUCGACGGCUCGCUCCCCGGCGACUUCGGGUUCGACCCGCUGGGGCUGGGCAAGGACCCGGCGUUCCUCAAGUGGUACCGGGAGGCGGAGCUGAUCCACGGGCGGUGGGCGAUGGCGGCCGUGCUGGGCAUCUUCGUGGGGCAGGCGUGGAGCGGGAUCCCGUGGUUCGAGGCCGGCGCCGACCCGGGCGCCAUCGCGCCCUUCUCCUUCGGCUCGCUGCUGGGCACGCAGCUGCUGCUCAUGGGGUGGGUGGAGUCCAAGCGCUGGGUGGACUUCUUCAACCCGGACUCGCAGUCCGUCGAGUGGGCCACGCCCUGGUCCCGCACCGCCGAAAACUUCGCCAACUUCACCGGCGAGCAAGGCUACCCCGGCGGCAAGUUCUUCGACCCGCUCGGCCUCGCCGGCACCGUCAAGGACGGCGUCUACAUCCCCGACGUCGACAAGCUCGAGCGGCUCAAGCUCGCCGAGAUCAAGCACGCCCGCCUCGCCAUGCUCGCCAUGCUCAUCUUCUACUUCGAGGCCGGACAGGGCAAGACGCCGCUCGGCGCGCUCGGCCUAUGAUUUUGCAUUGCAUGCUGCCGGUGCCGACGACGACCGUGUCGUGUCAUGCUGUGUACUUGUAUUCAUCGAUCGAUCGAAUUCGAAUCGACCGAGUUAAAUUCUCGAUUGGGCGCGUGGCGUGGGUGAGGGACGUAUGGCUUCAUCUUCAUCGGAUCAGACGCAUUGAAAUGCAAACAAUGGAUCAAGCUUGCCUUGCUUGCAUGGGAUUGAUUGGAUAUUUGGAUUGGAGAUCAAAGAAGAGCGUAGCAGCAAUGUACUGUCUGUGUUCGUGACAGCAAAUGGGGACUUCUUCUCUGUUUUUUCCUCUUCCGUGUAUGUACCAUGUAAUGUAUAGUUUGUGAAUGCUAGUCUUAGUUUUGUUGAGCACAAUCGGGGAUUUAACCGGAGAGUUUUCAAUUUCAAUUGAAAAAUGUUGGCUUAUGCUC